Lathyrus oleraceus (garden pea) is the source of this 560-nucleotide messenger RNA. RefSeq names its product cytochrome b-c1 complex subunit 8-2, mitochondrial. The transcript has 2 exons. Gene Ontology annotation, biological process: mitochondrial electron transport, ubiquinol to cytochrome c. The coding region runs from base 96 to 314 and encodes 72 amino acids. Gene Ontology annotation, cellular component: respiratory chain complex III. Lineage: Eukaryota; Viridiplantae; Streptophyta; Magnoliopsida; Fabales; Fabaceae. The record is from RefSeq and is a predicted model, not a curated record.
GGGUAUUUUUUUUCAUUUCGCAUUCUCCUCCUCAUUCUCGUUCGUUCAUUCCUUAGCGUUUUUUGUUGAAUCCAAUCCAAUCGAAGAAGAAGAAGAUGGGAAAAAAUAUUGUGCCGGUGAAAUCUGUUGUGUAUGCUCUUUCUCCUUUCCAGCAGAAAAUCAUGAGCGGUUUGUGGAAGGAUUUGCCAACCAAAAUUCAUCACAAGGUCUCCGAAAAUUGGAUCAGCGCUAUUCUCUUGGUUACUCCCGUCGUCGGCACUUACUCGUAUGCUAUGCACUACGUGGAACAGGAGAAGCUGCACCACAGGUACUGAGCUCAUGCGAGGAUACAUUGGAUAAUCUUCAAGUUUCAUGUUCUUAAUUUUGUUCAGCUAGUCAAUAAUGUGACAUUUGUGAAAUUAGCUAUGGCCCUGUAGUUGUGAUAUUUUGAGCUUUAGCUGUUUCCACUAUGAAGAAUUUUAUUGAUAGCUUUCUUUGUUUUACAUAUCUACAUGUAACAAAAGAUAAUCUAUGUCUGUCAAUAAUCUUAUGAUGAGUGCCAAAAUAAGUUUAUAUGUCAA